AUGGCACUAAUACAUUUUAUUGUGUUGAUGUAUAUUCAUAUUUUUGUUGAAUUUUCGAAUGGUAUCCAAAUUCUUGGUCUCUUUCCAAAACAAGAACAGCCAUUUUCUCAUGAUCUUGAAUCUCACAACGCUGUUCAAUGGUCAACCCAAUCAAUGGCCAUGUUCCGUGCUGCCAUCUCGCUUUCUGAUAAAUAUGGAAUUCGUGUUGGUGGUCGUCCUAUCAAUUAUAGUAUUGUCGAAACAAUGACCACUGUUAAUGGAUUUUCUGCACUUCAUCUGAUAUGUCAGCACAUCAACAGUGAUGAAGAGGAAGGCAUAGUGGGCAUUGUAGGGCCACUUACUUCCAAUGAUGUUCGAUUUCUGGGUCCACUCGUUGCUCAAAUUGGUUUACCACUCGUUUCAUAUGGCGCAACAAAUGCUGAUCUUUCCGAUAGUCGACUAUAUCCGACUUUCUAUCGCACUAUUUCAUCUGAUAGCAUUCUCUGUCAAGCUAUUGUAGAACUUUUCCAACAGUUUUCAUGGGCAACAUGCGUAAUGAUAUGUGAAAAAAAUGACUACGGCUACGGUGGAUUAAAAUUAAUGUCCGAACAUUAUAAUACAAUAAUAUCGAUUAAAGAACAGAUAACCUUCGAUCCGUGGUCAAAUACAUUUCAUGUCGAUUUGAAGUCAACACUACAAUCAAGUCGAUCACGCAUUGUACUCGUUUGGGCAAAUCAGACUACAUCGACGACAAUCAUUCAACAUGCACUCAACGCAGGUCUCAUCGGAGGAUCGUUUGUGUGGGUAACAACAGAUCAGGUAAUGCAUAUUUUGUGCUAA
Messenger RNA from Rotaria sp. Silwood1, 819 nucleotides. The record is from the annotation of a GenBank genome assembly. NCBI's taxonomy places the organism in Eukaryota, Metazoa, Rotifera, Eurotatoria, Philodinida, Philodinidae.